This is a messenger RNA of Chrysemys picta bellii (western painted turtle), 4317 nucleotides long. Lineage: Eukaryota; Metazoa; Chordata; Testudines; Emydidae. The record is from RefSeq and is a predicted model, not a curated record.
CUGAGGCGAGAAAAGGGAGAGGUAAAUCUGAGUGACUUUCUUCCUCUCCUGUCCCCUGUGGAGACUAGAAGAUACGUCUUUCUUUUACAACCAGGGCAAUGUUCAGAAAAAACUUUGAAGACUGAAGCCAGUGACUCGAUUCUAAAUCUGCUCCCCAGAAACGUAAGUGUAACCCAGUUAUUUCUUGCAGGUCAGACAGAGGGGAGAGCGUCUGGGAGUGGAACAAUGGCCGGGUCAGCUGACACCAUUGAGAUGCCGGCUCUGGGCCGCCCGUUCCACCUGGGGAUGCUGUACGACUGCCGCAGCGACUCCCUCAUCCCAGGGAUCACGCUGUGGGGCCGGGAACGGCUUCUCAAGGAUGUAAACACAAAACCACAACCCUGGAUGAACUGUGAGAUCAUCGCAUCCGAUACCAUUGAAGACAAGGCCAAUGCCCUCAAUGUCACAGCAUCGCUGAAGGCUAGUUUCCUGGGGGGGUUGGUUGAAGUAAGUGGAUCUGCCAAAUACUUAAAUGACACCAAAAAAUCCAAACAACAGGCCAGAGUUACUCUCCAGUACUCUGCCACAACAAAGUUUGAGCACCUAACUAUGAGCCAUUUAGGACCAGAGAAUGUCUCUUAUCCUGCUGUAUUUGACCAAGGCACGGCCACCCAUGUGGUCACGGCUAUGCUGUAUGGGGCUCAGGCUUUCUUUGUGUUUGAUCGAGAAGUUUCUUCUUCUGAGAAUGUACGUGAGAUAGAGGGAAAGCUCCAGAUUGUGAUGAAAAAGAUACCCCUGUUUUCCAUAGAAGGGGAAGGAGCUGUCAAAAUGGAUGACAAGGAAAAAUUAAAUGCUGAAAAUUUUAACUGCAAGUUCCAUGGUGAUUUUGCUCUUGAGAAAAAUCCAACUAAUUUCCAAGAUGCCAUGAAAAUUUAUUCCACUCUCCCGAAGCUGCUGGGUGCCAGCGGGGAGAAGGCCGUACCGGUGAGAGUCUGGCUGUACCCGCUGAAGCAGCUGGAUUCCAGAGCUGCUCGGCUGGUGCGUGAGAUCAGCUUAACACUGAUCUUUGAUGCUCAAAGAGCCUUGGAGCAACUGACUGAACUGGACAUGCGAUGCAAUGACAUGAUGAAAAAUCCAAUUGCCAUAACCUUCCCCGAAAUCAAAAAGAAAAUCCAGCAAUUCAAAGACCUGUGUCAGCAACACAGACAGACUUUCCAGCAACAACUAGCAGGAAUCUUACCUGCUAUCCGUGGAGGUGGAGCAGAGGAAGGGGCCCUGGUGAACAUUUUAAAAAGCAAAGAACAAUCACCGUUCAAUACACAGAGACUCAAUGAAUUUCUGGAUACAAAGGAGCGAGAGAUGAAUUUAGUGGAUUCCUACCUUACUAGGCUACAGAAUGUGGAAGUCGUAUCCUCCAAGACUGAACUAGAAAAAAUAGUACUCAGCCCUGAGCAUGAUUUUAUUGUGUCUUUCACACUUACUUCAUUACACAACAAAGAACCAUAUUUAUCAGAUUUGAAUUUUUGGCUUCAAGGACAGUUUCUGGAGAAAAAUCAAGAAUCAGCAUCAACCAGUUCUCCCUAUGAGAAAUCAAACUCCAAACAGUGGUUUGAGGAUGAAGAGAUAAGAAGAAAAGCACGAAAAUUCGCAAAGUCCUUCUUAGACUUUACCAAUGUCAAUAAAUCUCAAGAAAAGACUCGGUUCAUUGUGGCCUCUGUUCCAGUUGAGGAGCAUCCAGGCACUGCCAUUUACCUGUAUGAGGAUGGAGAGCUGGACAGCACCAACUUUGAGCCUCCAUCAAAGCCUCUUCCAGCCCUGAUUGGUGGAAUCAGACAUGACCGUGUGCAGCUCACGUUUAACCCAGCAGCCUAUGGCAGGGCUGCGAUAUCCGGCUAUCAGGCAGAGUACAGAACUGUAGGGCAGGAGAACUGGACGGCUGUGAAUGUAAAUAACACACAAGUGACAUUCACAGUAACAGGGCUACGUGCAAACACCGAGUACCAGUUCCGAUACGCUGCCGUGAGCAAACCAGGGCUCAGCGAGAGCAGCGACGUGAGUGAUCCUGUGAAGACGCUCUCUCCAACCAGCCCGCCUGGGAAGCCUGUAACAGCUACUGUAGGCUCAUCAGCCAUUGCGCUCACCUGGGAGUGUCCAACUGUGGUUGGAGAAGGAGUCAUUAUAAGGGAGUAUAAGGUGGAAUAUAAAGAGAAGACAGGAGAUACGAGUCAGGAGGGGAAAGGUAAAUGGCUGGAACGAAGGACAGGAGAGAGAACAGAGUCCUGUACCAUUGAUGGACUGAGGCCUGAGACGCCCUACAGAUUCCGAGUGUCGGCUGUGUGUGCGGAUGGAGCUGUGAGUGACCCAAGUGAGGAGAGUUCUAUCUCAACGCUAAAGAAAGGUAAACAUUUAAGUAAAUCUGCGUAUUAUUCCCUCAACUACAGCCCUCUAGUGCCUGGAGCUACUGGAUCAGUGUCAGGUGAUGACAGCCAACAGACCAGAAGAGAAGAACUGAGAAUUGUGCUUGUUGGUAAAACUGGAUCUGGGAAAAGUGUAACAGCAAACACCAUCCUUGGUAGAGAAAUGUUUGUCUCCAGAUUCUCAUUCAAAUCUACAACCAAGAAAUGUGAGACUGGGAGAGCGAGACUGGAUGAGAAGAGGGAUAUUCUAGUUGUUGAUACUCCAGGUAUUUUCGAUACUAAUGUUUCUCUUGACAUUGAGAUUGGUCGCUGCAUGUUGUAUUCGUCUCCUGGGCCUCAUGCUAUAGUUCAGGUGAUACAAUGGGGCCGUUUCACUGACGAGGAAAGAAAAACAGUAGAACGAAUUCAAGGAAUUUUUGGAGACGAGGCCAUUAAAUACAUCAUAUUCUUAUUCACCCACGCAGAAAAAUUAGAAAAUCUCGAGCUGCUUGAUCAGUUACAAGAGCUAGGGGAUGAGAACAUUCCUGAGCUGCUGAGAAAAUGUCAGAACCGAGUCUGUGCUUUCGAUAACAAAGCUCCUAAGGAGGAACGGGGAGCUCAGGUUACUGAGCUCAUUAAAAUGAUUGAUACGAUGGUGAGUGAAAAUGGAGGCUCAUAUUACACUAAUGAGAUGUAUAAAAGGGCCGAGGAAAAAAUCAAAGCAAAGACAAAGGAACUAGAGAAAAAAUACAGAGAAGAGGAGGAAGAAAAGAAAAAAGAAAUGGAAAGUAAAAUACAGGAACAGAUAAAGAUAAGAGAAGAGAAAUUCAUGAAAGAAAGAGAACAGGAACAAAAGGAAGCUUUACGUAAAGAGAUGGAACCCGUGGAACAAGAAUUAAAGAAAAUACGUGAAGCAAUUGACAGGAAUACAGGGCUAAAUAAGAAGGUGCCAGGGAUGAAGCCAAAAACGACAGCUCUAUAUUACAAUGGAUGGCUGAAGACAUAGCUAUAUUGAUUGGCAAAGUGGCAGUGUGGCUUAGUAGUUUGUUUUAAAAGUGAAUUGUGGGGUUGUAGAUAUUUUUUUCUUUCUCACUUUGUGAGCAAAUUUGUUUAUUCAAAUACUAAGGUGAUUUCUCUAAUUGUUAAUUCUGCAACCUCAGCCUGGGAAUCUGAUAAUCAAGCUGUGUUAUUUGUGCCUUGUACGUUAUUGUGUAGUCUAUAGGUGUAGGUAUUUGCUAGGUAAGGCACAGGUAUAAGUUAAGGCAGUAACGCAAUAAACCUACAAGGGUCAAGGCUUGUAAGACAAUAGCUUAGCUAAACAAGGCAUAAGACUCAAAGAAAGACUAGACAUAAGCAACUAACCAGUAAGUGAUUCUAGAUCAAAUAUACCAUAAGCUAGAAUGUUAUAUGAAGUAAGUAUGUUAAAAUUGCUGAUAUUUAGAAAAUGUAUGCCAUAAAGUACUAGUUAAAGCUGGUUAGAGUAUUUGGGGGAUUUUUGCAGACAUGGGGUGUCAGCAGUGUGCUAACCACUAGUUGUCAUGGUGAGUGAGUGACUAACAUAGAUGUUGUUAAUAAGACUAAUGAGUUAACCUAUGAAAAACAGGGCACCCCAAUAUUAGAAGGGUGAGGAAAUACAGAUAAGGAAAAGGGGAUGAAACCCCACUGAAUAUGCAUUAGGCAUAGUGGCAUCAGCAUAAUACAUCAUAAAAUCUGUAUCCCAGUGUACAUGCCUUGGGAGAUGCCAGGAUGACAACCACUGGUGAUGGUGGUGAUGGUGAGGGUGAAGAGAAGGAUGAUAACUCAUACUUCAGGUUGUUCUGCAAGGGAUGGGGUGAGUAUGUGGAUGCUCAGAUGUUCAUUCUGUAUUCUCUCCAUCUACCUGGCUGGGAUGGAGUGUUUGUAACUUUGCCAACUAUGUUAAUAAAACUAUUACAAAUACAGA